AAAACCAACAGACAGCCAAGUCAAACAAACCCGCAAACCAUACAUAUUCGAUAGCAGCGAAAACCAGUAAAUAGUAACCACAAUAAAACAAGACAAUAAGACAAAACAAACGCAUUCUCAUGUUCUUUUUGCGUCAAACCCAAGUUACAUGCUCCCUAGAACCCCCGUAAGAAGCAAGGCAAGACAAGACAAUACAAAAAAACACACGGCUGCUCAACGCAACAACGUUCAAAACAAGAGGAAAGUCAAAGUCAAUAAACAGCCAAGUCAACAAAAAGUCUCUCAAAGCAAGCAAGCAAGCAAGCAAAAAAUAAGGCCUCAACAGGCACGGAACUCCACGUUGAACGCGCGCGCACACACUCCAUACACACAUGCCCACACACAUGCCCGAGCGAGUAAAGAGAGGGAAAACAAACCACGCAAUGAAACGCACAAACAGACAACAACAACAACAACAACAACAACACGCCGCGGACGAUCGGGACCACCUAACUGACUGACUGACUGAUUGACUGGGGGGACGACGGGAUUAGCGGACAGCCUGACAGACCAACUAACUGAGGGACGGAUGCUUAGUAGCAAACCUACUACCCCC
Aplosporella prunicola CBS 121167 is the source of this 595-nucleotide messenger RNA. RefSeq lists its product as uncharacterized. NCBI's taxonomy places the organism in Eukaryota, Fungi, Ascomycota, Dothideomycetes, Botryosphaeriales, Aplosporellaceae. The record is from RefSeq and is a predicted model, not a curated record. The transcript has a single exon. The coding region runs from base 149 to 496 and encodes 115 amino acids.